AUGGUUGUUACAGCAGUCAUAACGGAAGAUACCAAAUAUCUGCAUCUCAAGGCAGAAAAGCCCAAUCUGAAGCUUCCACAUGCAGACGCCACGACUGGACGCGUUGUACCGAUUCAACAUGCUCCAGGUAGCAACGUGGAUUUCGGCGCCGAGAUUUAUGGAAUCGACUUGAACAACUUCACAGAUGCGGAUUUCGAACUCAUUUCGGAUGCAUUGCAUAAAUGGAAACUGCUGGUCUUCAAAGAGCAACCCGACAUGUUGAAGCCCCAGCAGCAGUAUCUACUCACGGCAAACUUCGACCCUAAUGAAACCACGGGUGGCUUUGCUCACGGCCACGACCCUUUUCUCACGCAUCACAAUGGUACCGACUUUUACGGCAUCCCUAAACGACCGGCAAUUCCAGUACAGCCGCAAGUUCAUAUUCUCGGUCGUGGUCCGGUUCCUGACGGUCACUUUGGCUUUCCACCCGGUUUUGAAGUCCAGGGUAUUAAUCAUGAGGAAUUUCACCUGCCUCCGCAUAUCCCCACUGAAGAGCGUGAAGCGGGUGCGUCGCGCUUUUAUCAGUGGCAUUUCGAUGGGUCUUUGUACGACAUUCCCCCGCCACGAGUAGGCUGUCUUCUUGCUGUGCGCACACCCAAGGGCCCAGACGUGACUGUACGAUGGGAGGAUGAGUGUGGCACGGAGAUGAAAAUGGCACCUGGUUCGACAGCAAUGGUAGCCGGUAGUCGUGCACUAGCACUUCUCGACGAGGAUACAAAGAGCAUUGUGAUGAACAGCAAGAUCGAAUACGCGCCUCAUGCGUUCGUCUGGAUGUCCAAAGCACACAGCACGCGGCUCGGCCACUCGCUCGAAACAGAGGGCCUCGAAAUGCCGCUCGCCGACCUCCCAAAGUGGGAUCAAGACAAAAUCUGCAUCUAUCCCAUGGUAUGGACGAACCCGAAGACAGGCGAAAAAUCACUCCAAGUACACGGUCAAGGGGCUUUCAAGCUGCAUCUCAAAAGCAGUCCGGACGGACCCGAAACGAUUGUAGAUGAUCUCGAGCAAGUCCGCUCGUUUAUGGAUAGGAUCAUGCGACCGGUGCUGCAGCCCGAGAAUAUCUACGCUCACCCGCACAAGGAACAGGAUGUCAUUUUAUGGUACAACCGGGCGCUUUGGCAUAGCAUUACUGAGUUUCCAAAGUCGUAUGGACCGCGUAUUAUGCAUCAGUGCAAUAUUGCAGCGAGCGACCAUCCUUCGGGAUGA
Messenger RNA from Exserohilum turcica Et28A, 1242 nucleotides. RefSeq lists its product as uncharacterized. The record is from RefSeq and is a predicted model, not a curated record. NCBI's taxonomy places the organism in Eukaryota, Fungi, Ascomycota, Dothideomycetes, Pleosporales, Pleosporaceae. Gene Ontology annotation, molecular function: oxidoreductase activity. Bases 1 to 1242 code for a protein of 413 amino acids. The transcript has 4 exons.